Messenger RNA from Penicillium canariense, 735 nucleotides. RefSeq lists its product as uncharacterized. Bases 1 to 735 code for a protein of 244 amino acids. NCBI's taxonomy places the organism in Eukaryota, Fungi, Ascomycota, Eurotiomycetes, Eurotiales, Aspergillaceae. The record is from RefSeq and is a predicted model, not a curated record. The transcript has 3 exons.
AUGAAUGGAAUCUUCCCUCCCGAUCUGGUGGUCUACCUCCUUCUGGCCCCCCUCGUCACUUACGUCUUCCUCGCCCACCGCUGGUCCGGCUUUCUGCCCUGGUACUAUCUCAGCGCCUUCUGCCUUGCACGCAUCAUCGGCGGGAUACUCGGCAUUCACGAUCCUCAAGGCCUGCCAGCCAACAUUAUUCAAAGCGUUGGGGUCACACCUUUAAUUCUGGGCCUGGAUGGAUUAGUUCACGAAGGGCGAGUGUAUCGCAAUCCAUUCCAUGGUCGUAUUCUCGGUUGGUCUGUUGUCACGGGGACUACGAGCCUCAUGGCUAUUGCGCUGGCCCUCUCGAUUACAGGCUCCUUGAAUAUUUUUGAAGGGCACCCGAAACCAGACAGUUUGACACAAUGGAAGGCAGGAACGGUUUUAAUAGCCGUGGCGUGGGCAUUCCAGGUGUUCUGGUCACUGUUCUCUUUACUCUCCGGUAAGGGGAUGAAGGGCGCGCCUGGAUAUCAUGGUGGCACUGCUCUUCUCCAGGGAGCGUUUGUUGCGCUCUUAUUCGUCGGGGUACGUGUCAUUUACGGUAUGGUCUCGGUCUGCACUCAGCGGAGGGAUCUGAGUCCGAUCUAUGGGUCAAUUUCUGUACGCGUUAUUCUCAUGUUUCUCCCCGAAGCUCUUGCGGCCAUAACGAUGACUCUUGUCGGCAUUCGGACAAGACACCUCCGACAGACCAAACUGGCGUCUUGA